GUAGGCUCGCGCCGCACGUUUCCCCGUGCGCCACGCGCCGAUGGAACUUUCGGCGUUCUCGCGCAGCGAAGCCUGAUGGUCGUGGUCGGCGCGCGGAGCGCACGGGCGACGGGGGACCAAAGUUCGGCUCGCGACCGCACGCGUGUGAGGAUGGAGGACGAGCUGGUGUGCGAGUACGACUCCACCUGGGACACCGAGAGCGAGGGCGACGACGCGGCAGACAACGGCGCGCGGCGCUCGAGCCACGACAGGACCAGAAGAGCACGGGCCGGCUUUUGGUCCAAUUCGUCCUCCAGAAACCUUCGUGCAGCCAAAGACAUGCAGAACUACAGACACGGCUAUCCAAACAUCAUUGACGAGGAAUGCGCAGAGGAGCGAAUGCCUAAUUUAAAAUUCUACUUGAAUGAAAUGAAGUCCUCUCCUGAUGACGUAUCGAUCGAGACGUUUCAUAGCGAGUGGAGAACAGACUACAAGAGGCUAGAAAGGGUUCACUCUUACAUUCAGUGGCUGUUUCCUCUGCGUGAGCCUGGGGUGAAUUACAUGGCCACCGAGCUCAGCAAGAAGGAGAUCCAGGCGUUCCGGGAGAGCGAAGAGGCCAGGCGACGCCUUGUGGAUUCCUACGAGCUCAUGCUGGGUUUCUAUGGCAUCCAGCUUCUGAACCGCGAGACUGGAGAGGUGACGCGCUCAGAGAACUGGAGAGAGCGCUUUGCCAACCUGGAGCGGAACAUGCACAACAACCUGCGGAUCACACGCAUGCUGAAGAGUCUGGGGGAGCUGGGCUUCGAGCGCUUCCAGGCCCCACUGGUGCACUUCUUCCUGGAGGAGACACUCGUCCGCAAGAACCUGGGCAGCGUGAAGCGCAGCGUGCUCGACUACUUCCUGUUCGCCGUGCGAGACAAGCGGGAGCGCCGGAAGCUGAUCCGCUACGCCUUCCAGCACUACGAGCCGAAGGACAAGUUCGUGUGGUGCCCCAGGAGAGUCCAGAAGCGCUUCAAGAAGAAGGCGGAGAAGAGACUAGACCUGUCGGUGGGCAACGGGCAGCCGGCCGACGAGGGCCAGACCCCCGGCACGAGCACGGAUGCGGAAAGGGAUGACAAGGCCGUCGAGACCCGGAAGGAGAGCGAGGACGACCCCAUGAGCGUCGAUUUGGAAAAGCAGCUGGAAGGUACCUCGGUCGACCCCGAACCGAACCCAGACGGUUCCGCUGUUUAUCCCGCACCUCUGGAGGCCAGCAGCAGCGCAAACGACGGGGAGAUGGAUCUGUCCGGCGGCACCGAGUCCAGCAUUGCUAAAGCCCAGGACGGGAGCACGGAGGAGAACAAAAAGGCCAGGGAGAUGGUGCCGGACAGAGGCCCCGCAGACGCGCAGAUGCCGGCACCGAUCGACGCGGACGAAGACCCCGCUCGGCGCGCAGGCCACGACGGCGCCCAGAACAGCCGCCGCUCACCAGAGCUUCCUGGCCCGCAGGACGAGAGCGACGCCGGGGCCGAGACCUGGGCCGCGGUCGGAAGCCCCAAACACGUCCUGCCCUGCGCGUCCCCGAGCAAACGGGCAGAAAAGCUCCCCAGGACAGAGACGGCACCCGUCCCUGACCGCCUGGAGACGCCAGGGGCGGGCGUCGUCACACACGGCAGCAAGCAGAGCGAGGCAGCGGCUCUGAUGGACGGCCAGCCGAGCGCGGCGGGCGGUGCGGGGUCCUAAACGCUGCGGAUGAACACCGACAUACAAACUACUCUAAUUAGGUGCCGAAAUAUGCACAAAUAAAUACAAAAUCAUUCUUGGGUGGGUAAAUUUUUUGUUUGUUUGUUUUUGUUUUUGUUUGGAUGUAAAUCACCAUCACGUUUGGGCAGGGCUACGUGUGUAUGGGAAGCUUGUAUCUUGGCCUCCGUCAGCCCCUCGUCACCAAUACGCCAUUUUUGCGCAUAAUUAAAUUAUUUUAAUGAUGUUAAUGUGGUCUGGAUGCUUGAUGCGGUCUCGUCGUUAGGAGCUUGUCUCACCAUACUCGAUUGCACGCUGACUAACUGGGGAAGAGUUGGGUAAGCGGAAAUGGUAUUUUUGGUGGUGGUUUUUUUGGUUUUGUUUUGUUUUUUAACUAUUGCACCAGGCGUUUUCAUAAGAAGCAGAAGUGCUCACAUUUACCGUGUGGGAGGAUCAGUAUAGUAUAAUUUCUGUGAAAGACCAAUGAGACUCAACUCUGUUUAUGGAGUGUGUGCACAGAAUGUCCCUUUAUCCAGAUUAGUGAGUGUAACACAUUCAGGAGGUUCUCCAAAGUCUAAGCCAGAAGACCGCCGCGCUGGUCGGGUCUGCAUUGCUUCAUGCUGUAGUCUGCACUGAAAUAAAUGUAUAUCAUGCUAUUCUAUAAUACAGAAGAAGGAAACUAAAAGGUGAGUUUCUCAGGCCUGUGAGGAAUCUAAGCCUAGCGACCUAGAAGAGUUCCAACAGCAGAUCAACAUGUACGACAUCCGUCCUACUUCAGAGCGUUCGGCCUGCCAGACCAAAGAUUAGUCCUGAACCAAGACCAAGGACCAAGGUGGACUGUUGAUGGAGAAUCACGAAUGACCAUUCAGUUUAGUCCCAUACUAGGCCAACCAGCCUCGAGAGUUCCAGCACUGUGAUGGCUCAGUAUCCACAGUGCUGUCAUGGGGAGUCUCAUUAAGCACAGCGCUGUUAAUGUGGGUCUUUUGGUGCUGUGGGCCAUAGUUACACUGCAUUGCUGUAGAGGUUCUGCAUCCCAGGCUCUGGGUUUGGUUUACGUUGUGAAUCGAAUGUUUUGUCGCCAUGGCUUCGUCACAAUCGCUGUCUGGGACCUAGGGUUUCUUCAUGCCACAUAAUUUCUGUUUUCGUGUGCAUAGUUCAGAGCCACGUUGCCACCAACUUUGGCUUCCUGCUUGCUUGUUUUUUUCCACUUAAACGAGGAAGUCGAGGAUUCUGGCACUCAGGUUCAAUUCUUAGUGUCUGAUGCCUUUUGACCCUCAUAUCCACUCUGGUUCUGAUCUGUCUAACUGCGUCUCCUGCACGCCGCUCUGUUUAUUGGUCAUUUUGACUGUUCACGUGAGGACUCAGCGUGUCGGACGUGCCGCGCUGGGGCCAGCGUGUCGGAUGUACGCCUUGCACUGAUGAACUCAAUAUGAAGGCGUUCAGGUAUUCAUGCUCUGAACUAAUGCACUGCUUAAAAGAAAUGUGUCUUACAAUGUGAAGAGUCACGAGGAGAAGGACCUGGCUGAUUGUAUGAAUUUCUUUCUCUUUCUGCAAGCGAGAUACUUGUGACUGAAUGUUUUGUGACCAGCUACCAAGUCACGUAAUAAAUGGAGACUCUGAAGAGCCGUGCUUAAUAUUA
This is a messenger RNA of Electrophorus electricus (electric eel), 3337 nucleotides long. It is a transcript of the gene ogfr, whose product is annotated as opioid growth factor receptor. The record is from RefSeq and is a predicted model, not a curated record. NCBI's taxonomy places the organism in Eukaryota, Metazoa, Chordata, Actinopteri, Gymnotiformes, Gymnotidae. Gene Ontology annotation, cellular component: membrane. Gene Ontology annotation, molecular function: opioid growth factor receptor activity.